UGGGUGAGUCAGCCGCUGCCUGCCCCGCCUCACUGCCUUACCGCUCACUGCUGUGCUGCUGUCUGCUGAGCCUGUCCAGUCUGCUCCCCACCACCUCUGCGCACCGCCGCCGCCGCCGCCGCCUCGUCGCUCCCUACAGCCAUGGAAUUUAGAUUUGACGUGGGCCACAUCCUGCAAGAUGAGAUCACACUGGUGGACAAUAACCUCAUCGUCAAAAACUGGAAGAGUUCAACCAGAAACAGGGUGGAGUACCAGCAGUUGUAUGAGAUCAUCAAUGCCAUUGGUGAGGCAUCAUCCUUUGCACAGGGACUCAAUAACAUCAUUACCACGUCAGAGAAACUCCAGAACUCAGACCACUUGCUGUACCUGAUGAAGGAGGAUGAUGAGUCAAUAGGUGUGACCCUGGUGGUGGGUAUGCUCAAGGUGGGACGCAAGAAGUUGUUCCUGCUGGAUCCCAACCAACGCACCAAGGAAGCUGCUCCACUCUGUGUCCUUGACUUCUAUAUCCAUGAGUCAAGGCAGCGCAGGGGGUAUGGCAGGAGGCUCUUCGAUUACAUGCUGAGGGACCAGAAUGUGACACCUGAAUACAUGGCAGUGGACAAGCCAUCAGACAAGUUCUUGGGAUUCCUGCACAAGCACUACAACCUCUACAAGCAGGUUCCUCAGAUCAACAACUUUGUUGUCUUUGAGCCAUUCUUCAUGGCAGAAAGGCCAAUUGUGUCAGAAGAGGCUGCACUGAUCCAGGUGAGCCGCAGUCCUCGUGCUGCCUCUCCAGAGCAUCCCACUCAGUCUCCUAGUGGCUCGCGUCGCUCCUCCACUUCAUCCAACUAUUCCCACUCUGCUGGCCUUCCUUCCAGGCAGGCCAACAGCAUGGCUGACAUCCUUCAUGGCCGCCCUGACCGCCACACCCCUGCAGCCCGGCUGUGUCCUCGUUACCAGACUACCCUUGAGUGGAUGCGAGGACCGUCAUCUGGUAGUGAAACACCUUAUUCUCGGGCUUCUAACUCCUAUUCUGCAUCUCGCACCCCAUCCAAUACUGGGUCUCCCCUGAGGACCCCAUGGGGUGGCUCUCCCCCGCGCACUCAGCCCCACACACCCCCCACCACCUCACAGCCAGCUAGUCGCAAAAAGAGUGCUGAUCUGGUUGAUGGCCACAGCCCUGAAGGAUCAAUCGCGCCCACUCCAGCCACUUCCCCAGAGCGCUCCCCUAUUAAGGAGCCCCAGAAGAAUGGUGAGGGAGAGGAUGGUGUGAUAAGGCAGCAGCCACCACCGGAGGAGGAUGGCGUAGUGGAGAGUGUGGCCCAGAUGUCCCUCUCAGCUGGUCCACAGUCACCAGGCAAGAAUAGCCAGUGGAGGGACAGUGUAGCUCGCUCCUCGGCAGCUCUAGCAGAACGCAUGUCCUCUCCCACGGGCUCCACCAUGUCUGGCGUUUUGCACGAAAAUGAUUCAGUCCAUGGACAUUUGAAAUUCCACCACCAUGCUCUGUGGUAAGAGUUCUUGAGAUCCUUGUUUACUCAGCUAUGAAGAAGAAACAGUUGGCCGGCCCUCAGUGCUGGACACAGGAAGACACGUGGAUUUCCAGCCGAGAGACCGAUGCAGCUAAUUUCACAUUUUGCUACUACUAUCAUUCCUGCCAAUAUUAGUGUGCACUACAAUACUUAGAAACAUUUUUAUGAUAUACUAGCUCAAAAGAGUUUUACAAGACUCAAGACAAUUUGAAUACUUUGGGUGUGAAGUCUCGAGUUGUGAAUAAUUCUAGAGUAAUUGGUUUUAUUGUAGUGUAACUAGUGUGCAGCAAGAAGCUUUAGAGGAAAUCUAUAUGGUUGUGCAUGUAGAAGACAACUGUUGUGUUGGUACUUUUCAUUACACAAGUACCCAUAGAAGUCUUUGAUCAGUUCAAUAUAGAUGCAAGUACUUAUCAAUUUAUGUGGCUUUGAAAAAUAUUAACUUAGUGGGUAUGGGAGCACCUUUUAUGGGAAAAGAUUAUAACCAAUGAAAGAAGAGAUUAAGUAGAAAACAUAGUUGUAGUAUCAGAUGUUAGGAUAAGGACCAGGUGAGGAGCACAAUAAAGUGUAAACUUCACAAGGUCACAAGUGUUGUACAGAUGACAGCUGGGGUUGUGUAGCUUUGCAUCCCAGCACUCCUUACAUUGCUGGCCUGUAUAUAGUGAUUUUUUUAUGGUUUGUAUUUAAUAUUUUUUAGCACUAAGGUAAAUCUAUUAAGCACUUAAGUGUUUUUUUGGUUUUGUUGUCAUUAGUGUGAUUGUUUUGAUGUGUUAAUUUUAUUCAAACACCAAUAUAGUGGUAGUUGUGUAGAUUGUGUGCAUCAGUUUCCACCCACAUAUUUAAGAUCUGAAUACAAUUGCUGUGGGACUUGGUCUGUUGCUUUAUGUCUUCUCUGGGAACUCAUUGUAAGGUAUGGAUGGGACCACUUCAGUGUCUCUACACACAGUCCUUGCAAUCUCUGUAUUCUCAUUCUCAUCCAAUCCACAUCCUGUCCUUCUUUCUUCCUGUGGCACAGUUGGACUCUCCAUAAUACCUCCCUUAUUCUAGUCUUCUUUUUUCGAGAAUCUCUUUUCAAGCUUUUACAUUUGCUGAAGCCACUUGAGUGUUUCACUUCUCCCUCUCAGCCAGUAAUGAAAGCCAAAUGGAAGGUAGUGACCUGGUUGUGCAACAUCUUGGUGUAGGAAGGUAAUCAUUAAAAUUAAUCCCAUGAA
Molecule: messenger RNA, 2716 nt
Organism: Scylla paramamosain (green mud crab)
Lineage: Eukaryota; Metazoa; Arthropoda; Malacostraca; Decapoda; Portunidae
Product: alpha-tubulin N-acetyltransferase-like
Exons: 9
Coding region: 142-1491 (449 amino acids)
Biological process (GO): alpha-tubulin acetylation
Cellular component (GO): microtubule
Molecular function (GO): tubulin N-acetyltransferase activity
Source: RefSeq, a predicted model, not a curated record